AGAGUCCCGGUUGCCUUGGUUCCCGAGUUCCGAUGGGGACGCGCUGAGGAGCUGCGGUGAGGGGCGGAAGGCGUCCUUCGGGGUCCGGCCGGGCGUGCGGGGCCAGCGAACUGGAGAGGCGCCAUGGGCUGGAUCACAGAAGAUCUUAUUAGACGGAAUGCUGAACACAAUGACUGUGUCAUUUUUUCCUUGGAGGAACUCUCCUUGCAUCAGCAAGAAAUAGAAAGACUAGAACACAUUGAUAAAUGGUGCCGGGAUUUAAAAAUUCUCUAUCUUCAAAAUAAUCUUAUUGGAAAAAUUGAGAAUGUUAGCAAACUCAAGAAACUUGAAUACUUGAAUUUAGCUUUAAACAACAUUGAAAAAAUAGAAAACUUGGAAGGAUGUGAAGAACUGGCAAAACUUGACUUGACUGUAAAUUUCAUUGGAGAGCUGAGCAGCAUUAAAACCUUGAAGCACAAUAUCCAUCUGAAGGAACUCUUUCUCAUGGGGAACCCAUGUGCUUCCUUUGACCACUAUAGGGAGUUCGUGGUAGCAACUCUUCCACAAUUAAAGUGGUUGGAUGGUAAAGAAAUAGAGCCUUCAGAAAGGAUUAAGGCAUUGCAGGACUAUUCAGUAAUUGAACCACAAAUCAGAGAGCAGGAAAAAGAUCACUGUCUUAAAAGAGCCAAACUCAAGGAAGAGGCUCAGAGGAAGCACCAAGAAGAGAAUAAAAAUGAAGACAAGAGAAGUAACCCAGGCUCUGAUGGAUGUUGGUACACAGACAUCAAUGCUACUCUUUCCUCUUUAGAGAGCAAAGACCACCUACAGGCACCAGACAUACAAGAACACGGCACAAAGAAAUUAGAUGAAAGUGAAGAUGAUUUGGAAUUCUGGAAUAAGCCCUGUUUGUUUACUCCUGAAUCAAGAUUGGAAACUCUUAGACACAUGGAAAAACAACGGAAAAAUCAGGAAAAAUUAAGUGAAAAAAAGAAGAAAGUGAAACCACCCAGGACUUUGAUCACUGAAAAUGGGAAAGCUCUGAAUGUCAAUGAGCCCAAAAUUGACUUCUCUUUGAACGAUAAUGAAAAGCAGAUCAUCCUGGACCUUGCUGUCUAUAGAUAUAUGGAUACCUCCUUAAUUGACGUUGAUGUGCAACCAACUUACGUGCGUGUAAUGAUCAAAGGAAAGCCAUUUCAGCUUGUCCUUCCUGCAGAAGUGAAACCUGAUAGCAGCUCUGCUAAAAGAUCUCAGACAACAGGUCAUUUGGUCAUCUGCAUGCCCAAGGUAGGAGAAGUAAUCACAGGUGGUCAGCAAGCAUUCAAAUCUGUGAAAACUACCUCGGACAGGAGCAGAGAACAAACAAAUGCAAGAAGCAAGCACAUGGAGAAACUAGAAGUAGACCCUAGCAAGCACUCAUUCCCUGAUGUGACUAACAUUGUUCAAGAGAAAAAACGCACACCCAGAAGACGAUCUGAACCCAAAAUUAUACCAAGUGAGGAAGACCCAACCUUUGAAGACAACCCUGAUGUGCCUCCACUGAUUUGAAACAUCUGCUUGCGUUGUCAUUGGCUGAGACUUACCAGGUCCAGCUUUGGUGGGUGUAGAAACUGUAUGCAUGUGAUUCCUGGGGUAAACAGUUAUUUGUCAAUAUUGCUACUCCAGUGUUUUAACUCUUACUGUGCAUAGUAAUAUCCUUAAGCUAGCCUCAGAUUAAAAUGUAUGCUUUACAAUUUAUAAUGAUGGGUUAAAUGCUAUAACUUAUCAUUUACCUGUAAUAAAGGGUUGGUAUUGACAAUGUUUAGUAAGAUCAUAGAACUGUUGCAUAAAACAUUGAUUAUAAAUCCCAGAACUGUAGAUUAAGUUGUAGAUAAAAGGACUGAGUGUUAAAUUGGUACUUCAG
Messenger RNA from Saimiri boliviensis boliviensis (Bolivian squirrel monkey), 1879 nucleotides. NCBI's taxonomy places the organism in Eukaryota, Metazoa, Chordata, Mammalia, Primates, Cebidae. The record is from RefSeq and is a predicted model, not a curated record.